GGAACCUCAUCUGUUGCAAACACUUUGAGCCUUCCUUAUUUCUCAGAGAGGAAGUAUGUGGCCUGUUUGGCAAAUGCUGCUCUACAUGACAGCGUGAACUUCACAACACACUCAUUCGACCGGCUGCUCCUCGACUUGAUCAGCUAAACCUUGCUGGCAGCAUGAGAGCAGUACUAUGACUACGGCUUUUUUCAGAAAUACUGCAACCUGGAAUGCCAUGCCUAGCAUUUAAAGUUCCGAAGAACUUGGACAGAAUUAGCAAGCACAAUGGGAAAUGCUGUGAAAACUCCAAGAGCAUCUGAGGAAACAAACACGCCGAGCCAAGCGGGUCAGGAGAGUGACUUCCUUGCUGUUCUCUAUGACUACCCUUCAGCAGACAUAAGCCAACCUAUAUUUCACGUAGGAGAAAAACUACGUGUGCUAUCAGAUGAAGGAGGCUGGUGGAGAGUCCAUUCCCUUACGACAGGUCGAGAAAACUAUAUUCCAGGAAAAUAUGUAGCAAAGGUUUAUCACGGCUGGUUAUUUGAAGGCUUGGGAAGAGAAAAAGCAGAGGAACUUCUACAGUUACCCAACACCAAGGUCGGUUCCUUCAUGAUCAGAGAGAGUGAAACUAGGAAAGGGUUAUAUUCCUUGUCAGUGAGGCACAGGCAAGUGAAACAUUACAGGAUCUUCCGCCUCCCGAAUAACUGGUAUUACAUCUCCCCACGGCAAACCUUCCAGUGCCUCGAAGACCUUGUCAAUCACUACUCAGAAGUUGCUGAUGGUCUCUGCUGUGUCCUUACAACACCUUGUCUCACCCAGUGCACUAACAACAACACUGUGACGAAUCCAGUUCCUCCUGUGGUGAUGCGGAAUAAAAAUUUCAGCUGGAGAAACAUUCACAGGCUGGAGGUGACUGGAGAUACCAAAAGCACCCUGGCAGCAAUGGAUGACUCUUGCCUCAGCUAUGGCCUGAGGGAAAGCAUCGCUUCCUACCUCUCCCUAACUGAGGAUGACAACACUUCUUUUGCAAGUGCCAGGAAGAAGAAAUCCCAGUCUCUCAUAUACACAGGGAGCAAACGUAAGAGUGCUCUUCACUUGCCACCUACAUACUAUGACGACUAAAUAUAAGACAAACAGGAAAAAGCCACAAACUGACGAGUAAGAAGAGAAACCAGAGCAUGCUGUGGUCCUGCUGUCCUUCAACAGCUGGGAAAUACAAUCAGCUAAGCUGCUGACCAAGUGUCAGCAGUGCUUCUGCAUUUCUUCUUCUGAAUGUUAACCAGAGACCCUCCCAAGGAUAUUUCAGCCAUGGUAUAUGCUGGGAAUGUCCCCAGAGCACCAGAAGUGGUUCACAAACUGGACAAACUGAGACAGACUCUAAGUCAAAAGCCAAGUGGUGCAGGUGACCCCUCAGCAGGGGCGAUGCCCAGCAUUGUACAGAGGUGUACAGGGAAGGACUAACUGCAGCUCAAGAACUUAAAUUAAGUCUUACUCUGGUAUUCUCCACAAGGCUGAAAGCCUUCUUUACAGAACCUAUCUACACUGAAAAAAGGAGCAUUUUUCUUCUCAAGAUAGACUUAUCCAUUGUCAUCGAGAAUGGGUCAGAAAGACAUCAAAAACUGCAGGAAAGUAUCUAACAUCUGCCAUCAAAGAAACACCUGAUUAUAGUGACUCCAUACUUAUCUUUUAGGAGAAAAAAUUAAAAUCACUGACUUUACAAGUGGCAUUUAAUUAACUUGCUGGAUAUGUCCUGCAGUGCCAUAAAAUAGUCACAAAAUUAGAGAACAAGCUUAAUUCACAGAGAAAAGCAGUUUCUGCUUAUACCUGAGAUGGGAGCUCGGGCAUAUCCAAACAUGUAACUCGACUACUCAUAGUAAAGCAGAUAAACAGAGAAAAAAGAGAGUUCAAUUGAAAAGAUGUGAUGAUAUUGUGCCUAACUACAAAGGUUGGCUUGCAAAGGUGUGACCUUUUAAGUGUACAUGGAGAUAUUUUAACUUUGACUUCUGAAGUCAGCCACAUAUUUAUGUAUAAUAUUUAUAUUAACAGCAGCUUUUAAAAUAAUUAAACUAAGGGAAAAAAUCAGUAACUGUGGAUGUUAGAGAUUUUUCCUAAUAUCUUGUCUGACUAGAGUUAUGUCAAAAAGUAAUUACACUUUCCAUCAAACCACUUAAGGAUUAGAGGAUUUUUCUGAAAUUUCAUUUAUUUUUUACAGGUAUGUAACCUUUUUUAAGUUCUAAAAGACAAGUAGCAUUUUCCUUUGAGUGAUCCAAGGGUCACCCUUGUCUGAAUGUGUAAAAUGCUGCAACCUAUGCUCUCAAGGUGAGAUAGUUUCAAUCCCAUAUUCUUCUGUACCUUUUUGCACUGAUUUGAAUAAUGAAAAUUUGGAGAAAUAGAGAAUUUAAGAGGUUAUAUAAAUAUAUAUAUAUAUAUAAUCUCUGAACACCUCUUAGAACAAAUUAUGUGUUAUUUAGAUCUUGUAUCAGGUCAUUUGCACUAGCAAGAAAGGUUCAGAGAUCAAAAUAUUUCACAGCCUCUUUAAGCAUAUUUCAGUACUUAAAGAAUGAAUGUAAUUUGUCUGGUAAACAUUGAAUUCCAAAAAGCAAAACACACUCAGGAACUCUAGGCAUUUGUAUAAUCUGAUUACUAUUACUGAUAAUCAAUACAUUAUGGUGACUGCAUUUUAUCCAUGAAAUGUAUAUGGGGAGCAUUUCAGAUUUCUAAGUCAUGACUUGUAUUUAUUCAUUAAAAUAAUAUUCAGUAGUUACUUUGUGUUGCUUUUAGAAAAUGGAAAACGUGGUGUGCAACUAGUACCAGCACCCAGCCUUUCAAUGCUGGCCAGAAGGCAUUUUGGAUGGAAGGUGACAAAAGAAUCCCAGAGCCCACAGGAUUGGCAGCACUUGGACACUCUCUGUGAGAAGGAGAUAAGAUGUUCUGACAAUGACAAGUUGAACAAUCACAGACCAGUUCAGGGUGCAAAGAACCCCCAGGCAUCCUCUGAUCCAACCCCUCCCUGUUCCACCAGGGCCACCUUGAGCCAUUUGCCCAGGACCAGGUCCAGAGGGCUUUGGGAUACCUCCAGGGAUGGAGACUCCACAGCCUCCCUGAGUGACCUGUGCAGACACUCUGUCAUCCUCACAGCAAUGACAUGAUAAAGUGACAAAACCCAAAAACCAUAGGGAUGGCUGGAUUUCACAGAUGGUUAUGAGAAAAUUCUGUGAGGUCUUGCUACUUUUACAAUUAACUGAAAGACUUUAUUUGGCACCUUUUGGGAAACAUGAGCUUGAAGGAGAAAUUACACCCCCCAGGGGAUUUUAUACAAAUCCUACAUUACCUAUGAUAUGGUAUCAGAAGUACAAAAUUUGGGUAGGGAUGUUCCAAAACAGCUAUAAUGAAAAAAAGUAACCAAGAGAGGUGGUUGCUUUGUUUGAGAGGUAAUGAGACUGGUAAAGGGAGGGGAAAAGGAGAUGGGAAAAGAAGGAAGAAAGGGGAUCUAAAGAGUAGCUGGUUACCAGGAUCAGGGAUAUUUAGGGUCCAUGCUAGAGAGCCUUGCACCUGACUGCAGUAGAAGAGCAAUAAACCUUCUCUUUCCACUAUUGUCUGAUCUGCUUCCAUGGCCAGGAGGGACCUGGUGGAAAAGGCUGGAAGCUGCCCUUGACACCCAGCAGGAAUGCCAGGAUUGCAGCCCCUGCAAUCCACACCAUUGAUCCAGCCAUCCACAUCAAAAUUGCACUGGUAAAUUAAUUGAGCAAUCAAAACAGGAAGUCAAAUGCCAGACUAAUGCUCUUAAACCAUUUAAAACAAGACUAUAAUCACUGAUACCACUUAUUUCUAAUCAUACCACUGAAAGAUGAAAUAAAUUCUAAGAAGUCCUCAUGAGAGCUUUACACUGAUUUUGUACAAUCUGUUUUCAGAUUUGUUCCAAACAAAAACUAUUACAAGGCAGACACAGGAAACUCAAAAGCAUUUUGCUAUUUCAGGUGCACAUUUUCUAGCAAAGAAAGUUUCAUGCACCACUGCUCUCUGCAUGCUCAGGAACAAUGUGGUUUUAUCAUUCAUAACAAACACAGAAACCAGGAGCACAAAGCUGACUUUUGCAGAAGAGCUCUAUUGCUUCAAUGAGGGAUUUUCCCUUAGGAAAGGUACAUCUGGUAUAUAAUCUCAGUCUCAUGAUUCUAAUCUGUGUGCACCUCUUUUUUUACAGUAAAAUUAAACGUAGUCAAUGAUUUUGGUAUCUUUGAACAAAAACAAGAUACACCCUUUUACAGAAGAUGUAAGAAAACAACUUUGGCAUCAGUUUAAAAAAAAUCAAGUGUAUUUUUAAGUUACAAGCUAC
Cyanistes caeruleus (blue tit) is the source of this 4315-nucleotide messenger RNA. RefSeq names its product Src like adaptor (gene SLA). The record is from RefSeq and is a predicted model, not a curated record. Gene Ontology annotation, molecular function: protein binding. Lineage: Eukaryota; Metazoa; Chordata; Aves; Passeriformes; Paridae.